Messenger RNA from Suncus etruscus (white-toothed pygmy shrew), 3508 nucleotides. RefSeq names its product AT-rich interaction domain 3B (gene ARID3B). Lineage: Eukaryota; Metazoa; Chordata; Mammalia; Eulipotyphla; Soricidae. Gene Ontology annotation, biological process: regulation of transcription by RNA polymerase II. Gene Ontology annotation, cellular component: nucleus. The transcript is spliced from 9 exons. The record is from RefSeq and is a predicted model, not a curated record. Gene Ontology annotation, molecular function: DNA binding. Bases 65 to 1741 code for a protein of 558 amino acids.
GUGUGUCUGCCGGGCUGUGCCCUCUAGGAGCCAUGCCCAUUGGUGGGUGAAGCUGGAGGCCGCGAUGGAGCCCCUGCAGCAGCAGAAGCAGCCGCCGCAGCAGCCGCAGCCUCCACAUCUGACUUCUCUGCAGCAGAUGGAUGCCAGAGAGAAGCAGGGGAAGCAGAUGAGAGACACCCAGUUCCUAUAUACCCAGAAGCUGGUCUCACAGCAGACUCUCCUCUCAGCUACCCCUGGGAGGUCUUCCGGCAGCUGUGCCCUGGGGCCUGUAGUCAGGGUCCCCCCAGCCCCAGCCCGGGCUAUUGAACAAAGCAGCACUGUGAACUCAGAACCCGAAGAAGAGGAAGGAGGGCUAGAAGAGGAUGAGGAGGAUGAUGGGGAUGAAGAUGUGGCAGAGGUGUCUGAGAAAGAGGGCCAGGCAACUGUGAAAUACUUUCCUACGCAGAAAGGGGUUCGCCAGGAUCCCAGAGUGGGCCCCAUCUCUGGUCUGCUUCCAGCACCUGGGCUCCAGCCCCACGGACAGCAAGCUAAAGAAGAUCGAACCAAAGAGGCUUCCACGGCCCCACCUUCCGGCCCCGCAGGCGGUCAGCCUGGCUGGAAUCUGGAAGAGCAGCUCAAGCAGAAUGGUGGAUUGGCCUGGAAUGAUGAUGUGGACGGAGGCCGGGGAAGAGAGAUCUCUCGAGAUUUUGCCAAGCUGUAUGAACUGGAUAGUGACCCGGAAAGGAAAGAAUUCCUGGAUGAUCUUUUUAUCUUCAUGCAGAAGAGGGGCACCCCCAUCAACCGAAUACCCAUCAUGGCCAAGCAGAUCUUGGACCUGUAUAUGCUGUAUAAGCUGGUGACAGAGAAGGGGGGCCUAGUGGAGAUCAUCAACAGGAAGAUAUGGCGAGAGAUCACCAAAGGUCUGAACCUGCCCACCUCCAUCACCAGUGCCGCCUUUACACUGAGGACACAGUACAUGAAGUAUCUCUAUGCCUAUGAGUGCGAGAAGAAGGCCUUGAGUUCCCCAGCUGAGCUCCAGGCAGCCAUUGAUGGCAACCGGAGGGAGGGCCGGCGGCCCAGCUAUAGCUCCUCCCUCUUUGGUUACUCACCUGCCGCUGCCUCAGCCUCUACCACCGGAGCUCCAGCCCUCCUCUCUCCACCCAAGAUCCGAUUUCCUAUCCUCAGCUUGGGCACCAGUGGUGGCACCAGUGCCAGCAGCCCUCGGAUGUCCCCUGCAGCUGCUCUUAGAAAAGGCGAUGGGAUCCCAGUGACGACGGUGCCAAGCCGCUUGGCUGUGCCCCUGGCCCUCGCAGGCCAACAGGCUGGCAGCCGGACAGCUGCACUGGAGCAGCUGCGGGAGCGGCUAGAAUCAGGCGAGCCCCCCGAGAAGAAGACGUCCCGACUGUCGGAGGAGGAGCAGCGUCUGGUACAGCAGGCCUUCCAGCGCAACCUCCUCAACAUGGCACGGCAGCUGCCCAUGAAGAUAAGGAUCAAUGGCCGAGAUGAUAGAUCAGAGGCAUCUACUGCAGCCCUGAACUUGACCACAAGCAGCAUUGGGAGCAUCAAUAUGUCUGUGGACAUCGAUGGCACCACCUAUGCAGGAGUGCUGUUUGCCCAGAAGCCAGUGGUCCACCUCAUCUCAGGAUCCGCUCCUCAGAGUGUCAGCAGCAGCACCAGCAGCAGCAGCUCCCACUGUUCACCAAGUCCUACCUCAUCCCGGGGCACCCCCAGUGCAGAGCCCUCCACCAGCUGGUCCCUCUGAUGGGCUGGACCCAGCCUCCCGCCCCAUGUCCCGUCAGGAGCGGAGGAAGUUGAUGCACAGAAUUUACCUCAUCUCCUGGAGCCCACAUCAGACACCGCUUGGCUGGACACUUGAGAGUUUGGGCGUGUUCGAUUCCAGGCUCCACUCAGGUCCUGCUGUACUUGGGGGGCAGGGAGAGGCUGUGGGAGCAGGACAGGGCAGCGUUGUCCAAUCAGGGAUUGUCCAGGGUGGGGCUGGGCCAGGCCCCUGGCCAUGCAGCUUCCUCCCAGGUCCCCAGGUUGCCUCCCCUCCGUGGCAGUGAAUCGACAAUCUGGAGCCGACACAGGGCUGGAGACCUUCCAGUUCCCUUCCCUUAUUUAUUUCCCUUUUUUCCAGCUCACUGGCCUCUUCCCCUGCGCAGCACCCCAGACUUUCAAACCCUGUGUGGGGCUGCUGGGGCCAUGAGCCCUCCUUCCUUGCCCAUCUCUGCUGAGCCUGGAUUGGGGUCCUGAAAUUCAAGUUGAUGCAAUCCUCAAGGGACCCCUAUCCCCAUUUUGAUGGACAGAUGAGGGCAAACCUCAGGUCUUUGGGCCUUCUGGGCCUCUGUUGGGCUACAGAGAACUUCGGGAGAUGCCCAGGCAGGCCCUGGCACCCACUUGACACAGACCCUUAUCCUUCCCAUUCCCAGACCUUAUGCUCCCCACUUGUCCAUGUUGACCAGCUCCCCCACAAUCUGCCCACUUGUCCCCCACCUUCUCCUAGGACUGUCUCAGCCUCAACACCCCCCAAAGCCUGCUGAUAUCAGGUUCAUUGAAAUACCUCAGAUUUGUAACUGUCGAUUUUUGAUUCUUCAGGAAGUAUUUGCAUCUCUGAAAGCUUUUUUAUAUGUUUUUGAUGACUUUUUAAAAAAAAUUUUAUUGUUGUAGUACCAAAGAAACUAAAGCAGAUCACCCCCAAAGCCGGACCGAUGAUCUGGUACCCCAGCCCCUCCGGCCCUUCCCUGAGAACGAAGUAAGGAGACAGGGAAGCGGACCAGAGUGGUGACUCAGGGAUCCCAGGGGAGGGACAGAGGGGACCCCACCCUACUUCCACCAGAGCUGAAGAGAGUCCCAGAGUUUUGGGCCAUUCCCACAUAAGUUCAUCUCUCCUUCUAGGGGGCCCCUCCCCUGGGGUGCCAACAGGAUUCCUGCAGUGCUGUCUGGAAGGAAAGAAAGUCCAAAACUUGAGCACAAGGCAUACCUCAGCUGGGUCGCCCUGUGCUCCAGGGUGCAUGGUCACCUUCUGUGAUCUCUCAGGCCUCCUGCAGCCUCCCCACCAGUCAGGUGAAAGCAGUGGGCAAAGAGCAGCUGGUGCAAGGGAAGAGCCCAACUGGCUGGCACAGAGCCCCUUUAAAAGAAUCGCAGUCUUUUGGCCAGUGUCUCGGGUUUUGUCACAAAGGACAGACUCUUCCCACCAGAAGAUACAGGGACACGGACUCUGGUCAUUGAAUCCCUCUUGUCCCCGCAAUCUCCCUUGUCGCUGCCCUCAGGGACAGCAGCUGGGACUCAGCUAGAGAGCCAGAGGUGCAGUCCUCAAGGCUCGGUAGCAGCAGUUGACCAGGCAGCUCUGGCCCCCACCUCCACCUUCCAUGUAUUCUAACCAGGAAACAUGUGAUAGCACAUGGGUAGCCUAGGCAGUGGAUAAAUACCUCAGUACUUUCACAGCAAGUGUCUGUAUAUGUUGUGGUUAUUUUCUAUCUUACAUGUUCUCGAAUGUUUAUAUUUCAAUAAACCUCUACCUCUUCACACA